GAAUAUCAACCAAAUGAAGUUGCAACGAGAUCAAAAGAGCUUCAAUCAUGGCUUAGUAACUCAUCAUUUAUUCUAAACCAGAAAAAUAACAUACUUCAUAUCCCGAGGACCUCAAAUCCCCCAAACUUGAAGAUAUAAACUUGCCACGUGACUCUGCAAAGUGGACCUCUAGUUCGCUUAACGAAAAGCAUCUCCAAAGUCAUCCGAUGCCCCAUCCUCCACCACCCAUUCCAACUCGUACGUAGCUCUAUCCUCUACAAUUUGUAUCAACACUCGUCCGCACGCAUAACGCCUCUCGAAAUCUCCAACCCAUAAUCCUCCUCGUCGCAAACAUGCUCCGCACAUCAAUUGUCCGCGCCGCCACGGGCUCUGUGGUUCGAAACCAGGUUCGAUGUGCUUCCACUCAUGCGAUCAGUAAUCCUACUUUGGCCGAUAUCGAGAAGAGGUGGGAGGGUAUGCCCCCGCAGGAACAAGCCGAGCUUUGGAUGAACUUGAGGGAUCGCAUGAAGAUUAAUUGGGCCGAGUUGACUUUACAAGAGAAGAAGGCUGCUUACUACAUUGCCUUUGGCGCCCACGGACCACGAGCUCAAACCCCCCCAGGAGAAGGAUGGAAGGUCUUUGGAUACACAAUGGGUGGAGUUGGUGUUUCCCUCGCUCUUUUCCUCACCAUUAGAUCAUUCGCAAAGGGAACUCCAUCUACCAUGAACAAGGAAUGGGAAGAGGCUACAAACGAAUACUUGAGAGCACAAAACUCCGAACCCAUCAGUGGUCUCUCCUCCGAAGGAUACUCUGGCCCCGGUCAAGUCCAAUCUGCACCCAAGAAGAACUAAAUUCUCCCUCAUACCAACUAUACAUAAUGCCAGAAAAGAAAAGAAUACAUACCCUACUCGGAACGGUGCUAUUCGAAAAAACUACCUGCAUACAAACUCUUAUUUCUUUUGUUGGAUGGAUGUGAGCCUGGAGAUGGAUGGAACAGAAAUCGAAUGGGAUCUGCAUGAGAUGAUGAAGAGGGGAGAUUUCUUGUAAAGGGGAUCUUGGCGGAUGGAAAGCAUUGUUUUGUGCAUAGAAUUUAGGGGUGGGAAAAUAAAUCCGGGGGUGGGGAGAGAGACGUGAGCGAGGGAGAUGAAAGAUCCAAUUUUACAAUGAACUUUUUUGUACAACAGUUCGUGAAUGAUUCCAUGUUUUUUUGCGUGCGCA
Molecule: messenger RNA, 1197 nt
Organism: Botrytis cinerea B05.10
Lineage: Eukaryota; Fungi; Ascomycota; Leotiomycetes; Helotiales; Sclerotiniaceae
Exons: 3
Coding region: 333-830 (165 amino acids)
Biological process (GO): mitochondrial electron transport, cytochrome c to oxygen
Source: RefSeq, a predicted model, not a curated record